UAACCAACGUGGGCAUUUCGGAAACAAGGGAACAGAGACAGGCGAAGGUCCCGCCUAUAAAUUCUCCCCCAUUCCCCAUUAAAGAGUAGCUCAUAGCAAGCAACGGAGUUCUCCUCGACUCCGUUCUCCCUCUCCAAUAGUCCUAGGAGUCUCCCAGCUCUCCGCAAAUCUCUCUACGCCAUUCCCAGGAUACCCCUGAUCUCCUCCACAAAGUUUUCCCCUUGUUCAAUUAUUUUCCCGCCUACUAAUUCUGUUCCUCCUCCGUUUUUAUCGGAGGAGUGGAAACUGUUCUUCUAGAAUUUUCUUUCUCCCGUUUUUUCUUUAAUUUUUAUAUCACAGAAAUAUCGGAAAAGCGGGAGAGAAAUUGAGGAUGGAGGGAAGGGUCGCCGAAAAGAUGGACAGAACUCUAGAAAGCCUACCGCCGGCGGGAUUUCCCGGCCAGAUCAGCUCCGCACUAUCGGAGAUUCUACUAUCCGGAACCGACCCCUUGGACUCCAUCUUCUCCCAUCUCCCGCCGCCGGCCCUGGCAACGCCGGAAACCCUCGGCUCCGGCGUCUACCUCCGACAGACGGAGCUCCUCCGGCGGAUCGCCUCCCAAUCCCGGAUCUAUUCCGUCGCUUUCCCUUCUGCUCCCGCCUGGGCAGCGGCGGCCGCCGAUCAGCAUCACCGCCUAUACUAUGGAAUGGGGCCGGCGAAGAAGAAGCUCUACCGGGGCGUCCGGCAGCGGCACUGGGGGAAGUGGGUGGCCGAGAUCCGGCUCCCUCAGAACCGGAGGCGGGUCUGGCUCGGCACCUACGACUCGGCCGAGUCGGCGGCCUACGCCUACGACCGCGCCGCCUACAAGCUGCGCGGGGAGUACGCCCGCCUCAACUUCCCGGAGCUCAGGGACGGUGGCGAUUGCCCCGAGAAGCUCCGCGCGCUCAGAUCCGCCGUGGAUUCCAAGAUCCAGGCCAUCUGCCAGCGGCUCGGACGGCAGAGAACAUCGAAGCAGAGAUCCGAGACCGAGAAGGGGAAGGCCAAAGGAAAGAGCCGGAGAGACAAGGAGCCACUGGCGGCGGCGGCGGCGGAGGGCUCGUCGGAGACAACAUCAACGUCGGUAUUGGAGGAGGGACGGAUGACGGCGGGAUGCAACGAGAUGAACAACGAGUGUUCGCUGGCGGGGAUGCCCUCGUUUGAUCCCGAGUUAAUCUGGGAAGUUCUCGCUAAUUAAGUAAAAGGAUGCUGCAUUAGUUUUAUAAAAAAAUAUGUAAUUAGUGGAUAAAUGACAAGUGAGAGAGUUAAUACUGAAUAUGUGACGUUGUAAUUGAGAUGCUUAAAGAGAGAUCUGGAGGGAUUUAGGUUUAGGUUUGGCAUGUGGAGGACAACCAAAAAGAAUCUACUUUAAAAUGUUUGGAUGGCUUUAAAAGGGGGUGGUCCCCUAGGAUCGUCUUUGACCCUUCGGAGAUCCAAUUUGAAAUCUCUCUCUCUCUCUCUCUCUAUAUAUAUAUAUAAUGGUCCAUGGAGGAGUCUUUUUGAUGGUCGGCUUGCCAUUUAAGCUAUUGGAAGAAUUUACCAUGGAUCUGGGAUGUAUCUUUCACAU
Elaeis guineensis (African oil palm) is the source of this 1579-nucleotide messenger RNA. Its product is annotated as ethylene-responsive transcription factor ERF061. Gene Ontology annotation, molecular function: DNA-binding transcription factor activity; DNA binding. Gene Ontology annotation, biological process: regulation of DNA-templated transcription. Lineage: Eukaryota; Viridiplantae; Streptophyta; Magnoliopsida; Arecales; Arecaceae. The record is from RefSeq and is a predicted model, not a curated record.